Molecule: messenger RNA, 4319 nt
Organism: Sphaeramia orbicularis (orbiculate cardinalfish)
Lineage: Eukaryota; Metazoa; Chordata; Actinopteri; Kurtiformes; Apogonidae
Gene: pprc1
Product: PPARG related coactivator 1
Biological process (GO): positive regulation of transcription by RNA polymerase II
Cellular component (GO): nucleus
Molecular function (GO): transcription factor binding; RNA binding
Source: RefSeq, a predicted model, not a curated record
UACAAAGAAACGUGAUCACGUAUCCCCGACCCCAUCGUCACUUUGCGUCAUUUUGCCGGGAAUGUGGGACCACGUGUCUCUACCGGCUCGCUCGUCCCUCCAAUGCGCGAUUCAUUACUUUUCAUUCCGAAACGAGUCGGUGCAGGGAGUUGCUGUUCUCGCAAGAUGGCGGUGCGGUGGGGAGCAAGCGAGGGCACUUUAACUGCGUGCAAUAUGGAUUUUUUAACUUUGGAUACACUAGAUGAGGCUGCUGGACUGAACUCUGGAGACACUCUGGAGGCCCUUCAAAGCUCCUUAGACCCUUCUAUCCUUUCUUUCUUUGAGGACACAGCAACAAUAGAGACUAAAGGGUUGGAUGAGGAGAGCGAGGCCACGCUGCUGACUGCCCUGACAGAGAUCCUCGACAAUGUGGAUGAUGAGAACCUGUCUCCGUUUGACACACUGCCUGACUCAGACCUGCUGUCAGGUCAGAAGGGCAGGGAACACUCUCCGCUCAGGCGAUUGCUGUGUAUGUCCAGAUCCCCUCCAGAAAAAGAUGCACUAUGUAGUGCAAGACCCUUAUUAGCCGGAAAGAGCCUCCCCAGGAUCCACCUAGACUCCCAGCAGAGGAGUGAUGGAGAGGAGGAAGAGGACAGCUCCCUCACUCUUAGCCCAGGUCGACUUGAUUCACCUCCUGACAAUGAGCUGCUAGACUGGGAAGGUCUUCCCAUCACCUUUGAGCAGGAGGGUGAAGAUGAUGUUUCAGUGAGUCUGGGGGAAUUGGUCAGGCAUAUGCACCCGUACUGCAUGGCCAUUUGUGUGGAGAAUGACAAGGGAGAACAGAUGCUGCCUGAAGGAGGCAUUUUACUUGAAGUUGUAGAUCAGGGGGAAAAUGGAGAGCCCAUUCUGGCCAUUCCAGACAUGAAUCUUCCAAUCUCUUUGCAACAGCCCUCAGAAAAUGAGCAGAAAUGUUCAGAUGUAGCAGAAGAAGUGUUCUCUGACAGUUCAGAGCAUAUAGUAGUUGAUGAUGAAGAUGUAACUGUUAGUGAAGCCCCAGUGAAAGUUGCAGCAGCUGCGACACCACGCCUAUGUUUAGAUGUGAAAGAUGAAAUGUCUGUAAAGACACACAAGGAAGAAAUUAAAGAGAAAAGCCCCUGCAGAAGAAAAAAGAAAAAGGAUAAGAAAAAGAAAAAUCUCCAGCAUGAAGUUGUGGAAGGAAGGGUCCUUCGAAGUGCCUCAGUAAAGAAGGCACCACAGGAACUGUUGAAAAAGGCUGAAAAAAGAUCACACAAUAAGAAGCAAAAUAACAUCUCAGUGACCCCUGCUGCUACAACAACUCCUACUUCAUCUACAAAACCUAAGAAACUAAAUGUAAACCAAACUGAAACCCAGCCGGAAACCACCACUACAGCAAUAUCGUCUGCCACAUCUGCACCGUCAAGUCAGGACAAAGUUCUGUUGAAUGCAAGCGUUGCGAUAUCUCAGUCUAGUUCUCCUCCAGUGUUGAGUUCUCUAAACCCUGAUGAGCUGAAUCAGUCGAUCCCAGAGGUUGAGAAGCUGGAGGACUCCUCAGCAGCUCCCUCUGCUGUCCUGUCAGCAACACAGGCAGACCACAUGUCUUCAGAUGGCUCGGCAGCUGCUCCUAGCCCCGCCUCAGCUGUUAGUGAUCCCACUCCCCCUCCAGCGCCUGCAGUCCCAGAACCUAAACCCAAGUCCCUCAGUCUGGCAGAGUACAGACGCCUCCGACAGCAGAAAAAGCCUGCGCCAGUGGAAAAACAGGAGAACUACAGCACCAAGUGGCCCAGCCUUCCAGAGCUCCCGAAAGAGCUCACCCCUAUUCCCUGCUUGCCUGACCCCAGCCCCAGGGACCCUCGCCGACCCCAACACCAGUCAGCAAAGAAGGAAGUGGAAGAGGUGAAAGCUGCCUGGCAGCCCCGUGGGCCAUGUGCUCCACCCACCCCUGAGGCGCUGUUGGUGCCACCAGCCUACAUGGUCGCCUCAUCCAACAAGGCUUCUUCUCCUAAACCCCAGCAAACACCAGAACCACAAACUGUGUCAACCCCUAAGCCUUCUCAGUCCCAGAAUCCUGCUGCAGUUUCUAGUUCAGUGGAGAAACUACCAACAGAAUGUGCCACUGUUCAACCUGUAUUGCCUUCUGUGCCUCAAAGCUCCAGUUCGCCAUCUGCUUUGAAACCCUCUCAGCCUGUGCAACAUUCAAAGGAGAGGAGUCCUGCACCUUUAGGAGACGAGGACGGAGUCACUAAUGGUCCAGACAAUCAGCCUGUAUCCUCAAAGUCUGUAAAGCUGCACUAUGCUGAAACCACUACAGAUGCAAUGAAACACGAUGCCCUGCUGCUGCUGUGUCAGCUCCCAGUGCCCCCCGCAUAUCUGCAGAAGCCCUCUAAAUCUGCUGACUCCAGAAGCCUACCCAGCUCUUCUCCUGGUUCUCCUCUCCCGGAGACCCAGAGUCUACAGGCCGAGCCUACCCCAACAGCUAAACCCACCAGAGCAAAGAGUCCCACACAGGAGCUGAUUGAGGCCUUCACCAGUGAAAUAGGAAUUGAAGCUGCUGAUCUUACCAGUUUGCUGGAGCAGUUUGAGGAAACCCAAGCCAAAGAGGAGCAUUGUGUACCGGAGGUCUCUGGUAGAGCAGCAGCUGUAGGAAACUCUAGCAAUGAGUUGGCUCCAGAAAAAACGGUUGUGGAGCGUGUGAGAGCUAAUGAUCUCUCAAGCACUGCAGCUCUGACCCCCCGCACUCCUCCCCAUCAGAUGUGGAAACCUCUGACCCCCGUGGCCUUGCUGGGGAAGAGCAAGGCUGCAGAAGCCUCUAAGUUGAACCCCUCCAGUAUCCAGAUUGAAGCACGGCCUCUACCCUUGGCUAAGACCCGCAGCAACCCACUCCUGCUGCCCCCACCGUAGACCCAGAAACUGGCCUGCUUGGACCAUGACUAUUGCCUCCCUAGCAAAACCACUUCCUCUGGAGAGCCAGGAAAGCGCUGGAAUGUCAAACAGCAGUCUUUCAUAGUUAUAAAGCCAAUCAAGCCCACUGCAACCACUACACAGGAGGAAGCAUCCUCCAUCCAAUCUACCCAAAACCUUACAGAUAUAGAGAGAACAGUCGUACCGCUCAGAGAGCCGUUGGAUGAGAGCCCCAUGGGAAUUGAGAAAAGCUCUGUGCUGGAGACCCCUGAUGCUUCUCCAUCACGACAGGACACCGAUACUGGUCUUGGAGAAUGGAGUCCCAAACGAGGGCCUUUUGGGAGGUCCUAUCGCCGCCGUGCAGCUUCUCGCACACCCAGCCCUGAAUCCAACUCCAGAGAACGGAGUGGAGGCCAGUCAAGGAAAAGAAGAUCCCGUCGAUCUCCCAGCCCUAUGUCCAGCGCCUCAGAGUCAGACUCCCAUUCCUCUAGCUCUAGGUAGAUCAGCUCUCCAUCUAAGAAAAGGUAUCGCAGACGUCACUCUGGAAGCAGUUCCAGGUCCUCGUCUCGCUCCUCCUCUCCAUCAUCUCCCUCUGUAUCCCGCUCCUCCUCCCAGAGGAGGAGGUACUCUUAUUCUUCUUCCCGUUCUGGUUCUUGGAGUCGCUCCAGAUCUCGUUCUCAGUCUCCUCAUAAUCAAGCACAGUGGAGUAGAAACAGAAGGUUGCACAGUUCAUCUUGUAGGCCUGUCUAUGGUCAGUGUGAAAAAAUGACUGUUGACAUGAAGAGACGCAAGGAAAAAGCCAUUGAGGAGCGUCGUGUUGUUUGUGGCCGAAUUCGGAGUACAAUGACCCAAAAGGAACUUAAAGAGCGUUUCUCUUUCUUUGGUGAGAUAGAGGAUUGCACCCUGCACUUUAGAGACCAUGGGGACAACUACGGGUUUGUGACUUACUACAACACCAAUGAUGCUUUUGUGGCCAUUGAGAAUGGAAGCAAGCUGCGCAAAUCUGAUGAGCUGCCAUUUGAUCUCUGUUUUGGAGGAAGGAGACAGUUCUGCAAAACCACCUAUGCUGACCUCGAUUCUAGUAGAGAGUACGAUCCAUUGCCUACAAGAGCCAAGUAUGAUGCACUAGACUUCGACACUUUAUUGAAGCAGGCCCAGCAGAAUCUGAAGAGGUAACAAGAGGCCCGCCGCCAGAGGCAGCAGAAACUUACCUCAGAGCUGACAGUUGGCUCCUCACCCGCAACACUGUCUUUACAUUUAGUUGUUGCAUUAGUUUUGUUUUUAUUUUGCAAGCUAACACCUUCUAUUGAAGUGAAGAUUUGUAAUGAAAGUAGGAAAAGAGGCAAAAAAAUGGCAUCAGUGAUAUACAGUAAUUUUUUAAAAGUUUAUUUAAAUGUAUUUUUAAAUCUGAAUUGUAUGGA